Sorex araneus (European shrew) is the source of this 903-nucleotide messenger RNA. Its product is annotated as taste receptor type 2 member 8-like. Gene Ontology annotation, molecular function: G protein-coupled receptor activity; bitter taste receptor activity. Gene Ontology annotation, cellular component: membrane. Lineage: Eukaryota; Metazoa; Chordata; Mammalia; Eulipotyphla; Soricidae. Bases 1 to 903 code for a protein of 300 amino acids. Gene Ontology annotation, biological process: G protein-coupled receptor signaling pathway; sensory perception of taste; detection of chemical stimulus involved in sensory perception of bitter taste. The transcript has a single exon. The record is from RefSeq and is a predicted model, not a curated record.
AUGAUCACUAAAGAAGAUGUCAUCUUGAUUAUUAUGGCUGGGGAAUCUAUGAUAGGCAUGUUGGCGAAUGGGUACAUUGGACUAAUGUCCUGGAUCGACUCUAUUCAGAAGAAUAAAACCCCCUCACUUAACUGCAUCCUCACAAGUCUGGCUAUUUCCAGAAUAUGUUUGCUCAUCAGAAUAAUAGUAAGUGACAUUAUAAAGAUAGUCUAUCCAGAUUUUAAUAAAGAUGUUAAACUAUUGAUAGUACUCAGUGCUUUCUGGAUACUCUUCAACUACUCAAGUUUGUGGUUUGCCACCUGCCUCAAUGUCUUCUAUUUACUGAAGAUAGCGAAUUUCUCCAGUCCACUUUUUCUCUGGCUAAAAUGGAGGAUUGACAGGGUCUUGCUGGUGGGCUUGACCAUUUGCUCCUUGAGCAGCCUUCUGACAGCAAUACCGAUUUAUUAUAAAGGCAGUUACAGAUUUUCAGAACAUCAAAGAAACAUCACUGAAAUGUUCCAUGUGAGUGAAAUUAAAUAUUUCAACCCAUCAACUCUCCCUAACCUUUUGGCACUUGUCCCAGUUACUGUGUCAUUGAUUUCAUUUUUCCUGUUAAUUUUGUCUCUGUGGAGACAUACCAAGCACAUGAAACUCAAUUUUACAGGCUGGAGAGACCCCAGCACAGAAGCCCAUAUUACAGCCAUGAAAAAUGUGACUUCUUUUCUCCUCCUCCUUUUUGUAUAUUAUGGGGCUUGUCUUUUAGUAACUUAUUGCCACCUAAUAGAAGAAGAAAGAUUAGCUUGUAUGCUUGGAAAGAUUUUAAUGAUUCUCUACCCCUCUGGCCACUCCCUUAUUUUAAUUAUUGGAAAUAGCAAGCUGAAACAAGGAUUUGUCAGGAUAUUAAGGUACAAGGGGGGAAAAUAA